AUGAUCUCUGUCAUGGCGGAUGAGAAACAUAAGGAGUAUUUCAGGCUAUACUACUUUCAGUAUAUGAUAGUUGGCCUAUGUACGAUAUUAUUCCUUUAUUCUGAGAUAUCCUUAGUACCCAGGGGCCAAAAUAUCGAAUUUAGUCUGGACGAUCCUAGUAUAUCAAAACGUUAUGUGGCUAACGAACUCGUGGGUCCAUUAGGAUGCUUGAUUUUAAGUGUUGGACUGAGUAACAUGGUCGUGUUUUGGACCUGUAUGUUCGACAAAGACUUACUGAAGAAAAGUAGAGUAACGUGGCUAAGAGAGAGGCCAGACGAGAUCUCGAACGAUUUUCACUUUAUGCAUACUAGCAUUCUAUGCUUAAUGUUGAUCAUAAGCAUCAAUGCUGCCCUAACAGGCGCCUUGAAAUUGAUUAUAGGAAAUUUGAGGCCAGACUUUGUUGAUAGAUGUAUACCUGACCUUCAAAAGAUAAGCGACUCAGAUUCUUUGCUUUUUGGGUUAGACAUUUGUAAGCAAACGAACAAAUGGGUUCUUUACGAAGGCUUGAAAAGCACCCCAAGUGGACAUUCAAGUUUCAUAGUCAGUACCAUGGGCUUUACAUAUAUUUGGCAAAAGGCGUUUACCACUCGCAAUACAAGAAGUUGCAUUUGGUGCCCUUUACUGGCUCUGGUAGUAAUGGUCUCAAGAGUUAUCGAUCACAGACACCAUUGGUACGAUGUCGUCUCGGGCGCUGCGCUAGCGUUCCUAGUCAUUUAUUGUUGUUGGAAGUGGACAUUUAGCAACUUGGCGAAAAGAGACAUACUCCCUUCGCCGGUUAGUGUUUAG
Saccharomyces paradoxus is the source of this 825-nucleotide messenger RNA. It is a transcript of the gene LPP1, whose product is annotated as phosphatidate phosphatase LPP1. The record is from RefSeq and is a predicted model, not a curated record. The coding region runs from base 1 to 825 and encodes 274 amino acids. Lineage: Eukaryota; Fungi; Ascomycota; Saccharomycetes; Saccharomycetales; Saccharomycetaceae. Gene Ontology annotation, biological process: phospholipid metabolic process. Gene Ontology annotation, molecular function: phosphatidate phosphatase activity. The transcript has a single exon.